This is a messenger RNA of Knipowitschia caucasica, 396 nucleotides long. NCBI's taxonomy places the organism in Eukaryota, Metazoa, Chordata, Actinopteri, Gobiiformes, Gobiidae. The record is from the annotation of a GenBank genome assembly.
AUGAGGAAAUCCGAGAAAGCUCACAAACUCAGAGUGGUCCUAACAGAUUCGCAGCCUGUGCAACUGCUGCACUUUGCAUGCACAUGCAAGGCUGGAAAAGCUUUAUGCAAUCACUGUGUUGCCCUUCUGUUUCAAUCUGCUCAUUAUUCUCAAUUGAAACUCCAAGUUGUCCCCCCGAUGUUAAGCUGCACUGAAGGAGAACAACAAUGGCAUAAGCCUAGAGUUAUGGGGAUUAAGCCUGGGCCUGUUGAGAAGAUGGCUGUGCUCUCAGCCAAACCCAAAACAAAGACCACAGAGGGAGUGCGGAGCAAAUUGUACAGAGGCCUUCAUGGGGAACUUCCUGACCUUUCGGUUCUUCGGGAAACAACAGCUGCACAUGAGAAGUCUGGAGGUUAG